Messenger RNA from Doryrhamphus excisus (bluestripe pipefish), 4907 nucleotides. Its product is annotated as netrin-G1-like. The record is from RefSeq and is a predicted model, not a curated record. Lineage: Eukaryota; Metazoa; Chordata; Actinopteri; Syngnathiformes; Syngnathidae. Gene Ontology annotation, biological process: axonogenesis; tissue development; animal organ morphogenesis.
GACCCGGUGGCUCGGUUCGAGGAAAGGCUCUUAUCUCGCUGCUCCUGCGUGGCGCGACAAGGAAGCCCGUGGAUUUGCACCGCGUCGUGGACUUUGACGUUGAAGUUCGGGUGCUCUGAAAAUAAGAAAGAACAACCAAAAAGCGCUGCGCCACAAGCUGCCUUGCCUGCCUGGUGCACGGCGUGCACUCCGCCACCUGCAGAGCGGCGUGCACGGCGCAAACAUUGCACCUCCGGGCUCCAAUUUGGCGCACGAUAAUUGGAGAAAAAGUGCUUGUUUGCGGGGUGCGAGUUGGACGAGAUGCGAGGGUGACUGGAGGAGAACUUGUUGAAUGAUCCAGGCAGACCCGGCUUGAAUGACGCGGCCCGUGGCUGCAAAACACCAGCGAGAUCAAACCGAGGCAUCUGACAGCUGCGUCCUCUUUGCACAUCGCGUCUGACCGCGAGCUGACCUGCCAGUCGCCGCCUUCUGGCUGGCACACCUCAGGGCGGCUAAUUGAAGGCCAAAGCGGCGCACACGGAGGCUAAACGCGGCUAGCUAGGAUGCUGUCGCCGCUGCCCACGGCGCCUGAAAAACCACGCCCCUCAAAGCUGAGAUCCGUCUAGAACGUCUUGUCAUCGCCGCCGCAGAACCUGUUCAAAACCUAAACACAAGAAGGAGAAGCCCAGCGGAAGUCCAACAAUGCUCUUGAGCGUCGUGCUCGCCCUGCAUGCCGUGUGCGGCGGCGUGACGCUCGCCAUGCAGCACUACCCGGCGGCCUGGGGUCACUACGACGUGUGCAAGUCCCAGAUCUACACGGAGGAGGGACUAGCGUGGGACUACAUGGCCUGUCAGCCCGAAGCCACCGACAUGACAAAGUACCUGCGAGUGGCCCUGGACCCCCCCAACAUCACGUGUGGUGACCCGCCUGAAACCUACUGUGCUUUGGAGAACCCCUACAUGUGCAACAACGAGUGCGACGCCAGCACGGAGGAGUUGGCUCACCCGCCCGAGCUGAUGUUUGACUUUGAGGGCCGCAACCCAACGACCUUCUGGCAGUCCACCUCGUGGAAGAAAUACCCAAAGCCCCUGCAGGUAAACAUCACCUUGUCGUGGAACAAGACCAUCGAGCUGACCGACGACAUCGUUCUGACCUUCGAAUCGGGCCGACCCGAGCAGAUGGUCUUGGAGAAGUCGCUGGACUACGGCCGCACGUGGACCCCCUAUCAGUUCUACGCUACCGACUGCUUGGACGGCUUUACCAUGGAACCAAAGACGGUGGGCGAUCUCACCCAGCGCACAUUACUGGACAUCAUCUGCACCGAAGACUACUCCAGAGGCUACGUGUGGAAGAAUGACAAGACGGUACGCUUCGAGAUUAAGGACCGUUUCGCCCUGUUCGCCGGGCCCCGUCUGCACAACAUGGCCUCGUUGUACGGCCAGCUGGAUACCACCAAGAACCUGAGGGACUUCUUCACCAUCACCGACCUGAGGAUUAAGCUGCUGAAGCCAGCUACUGGAGCCACCAUGGUGGACGAGAAUAACCUGUCCAGAUACUUCUACGCUAUCUCCGACAUCAAAGUGCAGGGGAGGUGCAAGUGCAAUUUGCACGCCAACAGCUGCGUGUUUGACAAGGGCAAGCUGGGCUGCGAGUGCGAGCACAACACCACGGGGCCCGACUGCAGCCGCUGCAAGAGGCACUACCACGGCCGAGCCUGGAGCGUGGGCUCCUACCUGCCCAUACCCAAAGGGACCGCCAAUAUAUGUAUUCCCAGCAAUCACGGACCCGUGCAUCGAGCAAACGCGUCAUUUCUUGGUGUCGCGAAUCGUAAGCAAGCCCGGGUGUGCGACAACGCCCUGCUGCGCUGUCAGAACGGCGGCACGUGCCACCAUCACCAGCGCUGCCACUGCUCCGCCGGCUUCACCGGCGUCCUGUGCGAGAGGGUCCGCUGCCAGGGCCCCGGCGAGUGCGACGACCAGUUAGCGGGACGGGCCUCCUCGCCUCAGAUCACCGCCGCCGCCGCUCGCCGAAUGUCCAUCGCCUCGCUCGUCUUGCUUGUUUCUCUUUGCUGAGGGACCUCGAUCCUCUUGGUAACCAAAAGGUGGACAAAGCGACUCCUUUCUACGUCUCAGGACGCCGUUGUGGAUCGACGAAGUCACCGCUGUCUUGGUAAUCUCACUCAGAUGAAGAUCUGAUACUUUAUUGUAAAGGAGACUGGAGACGACCAAGUGUACAAAAAGACUCACGUGCUUUCUAAGAGUUAUUCAUUCUUUGUGUAGCGCUUAUUCGCAUUACGCUGCCGGGUGACGCCGCCCUCACCCGAUGGACCGCUCGCCAGCCAAUCACAGGACACGUACACAAACACGCUCACGUUCACGCCUGUGCACCGUUUAGAGUCUCCAAGUAGCUGAAUGUGCACAUUUUGGGAGGGGCGGGGGGUGGGGGGAGAAGAAGCAACAUGGCCGCGAUCUCCCGGCUGUGCAUCCGACGCCCCAACCGUGAGGGGACGCCGAUGAGUUUCCUGUCUUUGUUAGCGGUUGGAAAUGAAGUCCUGCAUUCCUUCUAAGAGCUACGUUGGUUGACGUCGGUUGUCACCAACGUCUUCUACCGCCCCCCCCCAAACAUAGUCCACCAUCCACCAACACCUCCCAUCUCCAAAAGACUUUAUCCCAACCAAAAAACAAAAGAACCCCAAAUGAAAUUGGGAAGUAGCGUACAUCCUGGAAGCGGGAAGAUGGCGGAAUAUAAAGCUUGCGGUACGUCGCAUCACGUUAUGAACGACCUUUAAACGACCCUCAUUGGCUUCCUUCCUUCCUCCCUCCUUCACCUGCGUUGGUCUCUGAAGGGCACCCUGGUCAUCGGCGACACUUGGGCCCAGGCUGAGGAAGCUCGACUGAGGCUUGCACGGUACGACAUAUCCGAAAAGGAGUAGGAAGAAGCUGCUCUUAUUUAAUCCUUCCCCUUCUCGGUAUCAGUCAUCAUGUGUUUUAUUUGGCCUAACAAGACGCGUACUAUUCAGUACUUGUAUUUAAGUUUUGUACCAACAACAAAAAAGAUAUUUUCAUGGAUUAGCAAAAGCGCUAAAAGUGUCGCUUCUCGUUUUUUUUUGGACUGCGAGAGGUCGUGUUCCGCUUUGUUUGCUUGUGUUCACACACGGUUCUCCUAAAAACAAAGUAAGUGUUUACACAUAAUACACUUCCACCACCAAAGGAGGAAAAAAAAACAUCUUUAUCUCGUUGUUGUCAUUGGUUGUACAUGGUGAACUUGUCUGUAGGUGCUUUAUUUUGAAAAGCUAUCCACUCUCACUCAAGCUUCUGAUGUUCAUAUUACGACCGACGAUGAACUUCCUGCCCGGGUGCUUUGGGACUCGGGACCACGACGGAGGCGGAACCACAUGAACCUCAACGGGCUCCAAAAAGACUCCAGCGGCUCCAGAGCCAAUCUGGAAUCUAAUCCUUGAACCAAUCGGGAGGGAAUGAUGUCUGAAGGCGGCGUCCUGCUGCGGGAACCUUCAUGCUCCGAGGCGCUGAGAAAAUUAGCUUUAAUUCAAGGAGGGUCAAAUGAAUAAAAAUGAAGUCGCAUCCCACUGGGUGGCAUAUUGAGUGCUGAGGCCAAUUUUAUUUGAGAGAUGAAUAACCCCCCCCCCCCCCCCCUCCCGAGGUUGUGGUGGAACACCAAACUGUGUUCGAGUCUACUGUAAGUGCCUCUCAUUAAACGAUGAAAAAGACCAGCGAAUGGCUGUUUUUACAAUGCAAAUUUCAACGCAGGUUCUCUUAAAUGAGGGCAGAAGGUUGGACUAUUCACAUCCGUUUGCCAAUUAAUUAACCAUGAUUAAUCACCGUUUGCAGCUAUUUCUGAAAUAUACCCAUUUUCACUGCCUUUUAUUCCAGGAGGAUUUAUAAUGACAGGGCAUGAUUAUAUAGAAAUAUUUCAGAUAAUGUAUGCUCAUUAAAGGGGACCUAUGAGGCUUUUUCCGCUUUUCUGACCUAUAAAUGUCGUUAAAAUGUCGGAUUCUGGUGUUAAACGAUACCGACGUUUCCGAUAAUGAGGUUUACGUAUUUGGAAGUGAUCCCUGAAAGAAGUUUGGGACGGCUCAAAACGCUGGCUUUAAGAGGGCGUGGUAAAACUGCUCCCUUUGUGAUGUCACAGAGGAGCGGGAUUCCUUAUAUGGGCAUGGCUGUAUGGAUACACUCUCUGGCUUCCCCCAAGCUGUGUUUAUUUGGGUGGAAGGGAAAGCCACAUUUGUUUUCCAAUUCCUAAAGACGCCACCCUCAGCCACAAGUGGUUGGAGGUUGAUUCCCUACCAGCAAAAGAGAAAUAUUUUAAUUCGUCAACAGGAUUUCCCAGGAAGAGUCAGAAGAGCCAGCAGUAAGUAAGCGUUCAUCAGUGUCCUAAUUGUCUUCAUUUUGUUUAGAACGUCCGUCCAUCCACUUGGCAGGGUGUGGCGAUCGACGCUGGCGAUGUGAUCAUCUGUGAGCCAGCGGCUAUAAAGCCCCCGGUCCCAACGUGAUGUACUUGAAGUGGGGGCAACAUAUGGGGAUGAGUACCUCCUCAGUACAGAUUUCACAGAUACCACACUGAUAUCGUAUCUCCUCUCCGGGCACAGAUGAGGGAGUCGGCUGCAUCUGCGCUUCAGAAGGCAGCGGAUGCGGCUGGAGGGCCCAGCAGAGGAUAAACCUGCUUUUCAUUCAGGUUUUUUGGGAUCGGUAUCGAUAUCAACCAAUUUCAAUUUGGAUUAUCGGGAUUAUCAGCAUCAAAUCCUGAUCAGGACACCCUAAUGUUCAUCAUGAAAAGAUCCAUGGAAUAAGUGUAGCAUAAUGCAGUUGUCGGCCAUGUUGGUUUGUCCUUUUUUUGUGGAUUUGGGCGAUUUCGAUUCCUAUGUGGCGCAAAUACUCCUUCAUAAUGUUCCACAGAAUAUUCCAGAAUA